Echinops telfairi (small Madagascar hedgehog) is the source of this 6670-nucleotide messenger RNA. RefSeq names its product F-box protein 41 (gene FBXO41). The coding region runs from base 600 to 3203 and encodes 867 amino acids. Gene Ontology annotation, molecular function: protein binding. The transcript is spliced from 14 exons. NCBI's taxonomy places the organism in Eukaryota, Metazoa, Chordata, Mammalia, Afrosoricida, Tenrecidae. The record is from RefSeq and is a predicted model, not a curated record.
UCCUUCAGCCGUGCGCCCCCUCCUCCUUCUCCAUCCUUCCCCCACCCGGAUUGUGCGCCCCUCCCGCUGCGACUGGCCGGGGGGCUCGGCCGCCCCCGCCCCGGGAGGGAGGCGGGGGGCCCAAGCCGCGGCGGCCACCCAAGGCUACGGAAGGGGACGGGAUCCGAGGCCCGGAGGCGGCCCUGCGUCUGGACCAGGCACCCGAGGGCCGCUUCUGCACCCUCACUCGGGGCGGCGGGGCCUGGCCUCGCUGCGGGGUAGAGGAGGCGGACCCCCUCCAGCCAGCGGGUGUCCUUUUUGUAGGGUGUUACUGAAGACCAUGGGAAAGGCCACACACCGCAGCCUGCCAGGUUUCUACAUGUCUCCUGAAGUCCCUGCUUUGGCAGGGAUGUGGUCCGAGCACCUAAGGCGGCGGGAGCUGGUUUAAUCAGCUGUUUUGCUGCAGUGUGACAAGCUUCCUCUGCCCGUAGUCGCGGGUGCCCUGAGCCUUCCUAACCCCACAGGGGGGGUGGGGAUCGCCCGCGGUCCCCCAUGAGCGCCCCCGGCUGAGCUGUAGGGCGGCCCCGGUGGAGCCCGGGCACAGCGCGGACGGCGGGGCCAUGGCCUCGCUGGACCUGCCGUAUCGCUGUCCACGCUGCGGGGAGCACAAACGCUUCCGGAGCCUGUCUUCCCUGCGCGCGCACCUGGAGUACAGCCACACCUAUGAGACGCUUUACAUCCUCUCCAAGACCAACAGUAUCUGCGACGGCGCUGCGGCCGCGGCCGCUGCCGCCGCCGCCUCGGGCUUCCCGCUGGCGCCCGAGCCCGCCGCCUUGCUGGCCGUCCCCGGCGCCCGGCGCGAGGUCUUCGAGAGCACGUCCUUCCAGGGCAAGGAGCAGGCGGCCGGGCCGCCCGCAGCGCCGCACCUGCUGCACCACCACCAUCACCAUGGGCCCCUGGCCCACUUCCCCGGGGACUUGGUGCCCGCCGGCCUUCCGUGCGAGGAGCUGGCCGAGCCGGGCCUGGUGCCCGCCGCCGCGCGCUAUGCGCUGCGCGAGAUUGAAAUCCCGCUGGGCGAGCUGUUCGCGCGCAAGUCCGUGGCGUCCUCGGCGUGCUCCACGCCGCCGCCCGGGCCCGGGCCCGGCCCCGCCUCGGCCUCGCCCGCGUCGCCCUCGCCCGCAGACGUGGCUUACGAGGAGGGCCUGGCGCGCCUCAAGAUCCGCGCGCUGGAGAAGCUGGAGGUGGACCGGCGGCUGGAGCGGCUGAGCGAGGAGGUGGAGCAGAAGAUCGCGGGCCAGGUGGGCCGGCUGCAGGCCGAGCUGGAGCGCAAGGCGGCCGAGCUGGAGACGGCGCGGCAGGAGAGCGCGCGCCUGGGGCGCGAGAAGGAGGAGCUGGAGGAGCGCGCCUCGGAGCUGUCGCGGCAGGUGGACGUGAGCGUGGAGCUGCUGGCCUCGCUCAAGCAGGACCUGGUGCUCAAGGAACAGGAGCUGAGCCGCAAGCAGCAGGAGGUGGUGCAGAUCGACCAGUUCUUGAAGGAGACUGCGGCGCGCGAGGCCAGCGCCAAGCUGCGGCUGCAGCAGUUCAUCGAGGAGCUCCUGGAGCGGGCCGACCGCGCCGAGCGGCAGCUGCAGGUCAUCAGCAGCAGCUGCGGCAGCACGCCCAGCACCAGCCUGGGCCGCGGAGCCGGGGGCAGUGGCGCCGGGCCCGGUCCCCGAGGCCCAGGCCGAAUGCGAGAGCACCACGCAGGCUCAGCCAUGCCUAGCACAUACGCCUUGUCCCGGCAUGGCUCCUCUCCCGGCACAGGGGCCUCCAGCCGCGUGCCAGCUGCGUCCCAGAGCUCAGGCUGCUAUGACAGCGACAGUCUGGAGCUGCCCCGAACAGAAGAGGGGGCCCCUGAGGACGGUGGUGUUGGGGGCAUUGGCACACGGGCCCAGGGGGCCAACGGUGGUGGCUCGGAACGGUCCCAGCCCCCUCGCAGCUCAGGCCUGCGGCGCCAGGCCAUCCACAACUGGCAGCGCCGCCCCCGACAGCACAGCACUGCGGGGGAGGAGGGGGACGUCUCUGACGUGGGCUCCCGGACCACUGAGUCAGAGGCUGAGGGCGCCUCAGACGCCCCCCGCCCCGGGCCUGCUGGGCCCUUGAGCGGCUGCCGGCUCCCAGCCCGCUCAGAGGGUGGCAGUGGGCGGGGCCAUCGAGCCGAGCGGGGCAGCCCCUCCCGCUCCAACGAAGUCAUCAGUCCGGAGAUCCUCAAGAUGCGCGCGGCCCUGUUCUGCAUCUUCACCUACCUGGACACGCGCACCCUGCUGCACGCCGCCGAGGUCUGCCGUGACUGGCGCUUUGUGGCACGCCACCCGGCAGUCUGGACACGGGUGCUGCUGGAGAAUGCCCGCGUCUGUUCCAAGUUUCUGGCAAUGCUGGCGCAGUGGUGCACCCAGGCACACUCGCUGACCCUGCAGAACUUGAAGCCCCGGCAGCGGGGCAAGAAGGAGAGCAAGGAGGAAUAUGCUCGGAGCACACGAGGCUGCCUGGAAGCAGGAUUGGAGUCGCUGCUGAAGGCAGCUGGGGGCAACCUGCUGAUCCUACGCAUCUCCCAUUGCCCCAACAUCCUCACCGACCGCUCGCUGUGGCUAGCCAGCUGCUACUGCCGGGCCCUGCAGGCUGUCACCUACAGGAGUGCCACGGAUCCUGUGGGCCAUGAGGUCAUUUGGGCCCUGGGUGCCGGCUGCAGAGAGAUUGUCUCCCUCCAGGUGGCACCGCUCCACCCCUGCCAGCAGCCCACCCGCUUCAGUAACCGCUGCCUGCAGAUGAUCGGCCGCUGCUGGCCCCACCUCCGGGCCCUGGGGGUUGGGGGCGCCGGCUGUGGGGUGCAGGGCCUGGCCUCACUCGCGAGAAACUGCAUGCGGCUGCAGGUCCUGGAGCUGGACCACGUGUCGGAGGUCACCCAGGAGGUGGCGGCUGAGGUCUGCCGGGAAGGUCUGAAGGGGCUGGAGAUGCUGGUGCUCACCGCCACCCCCGUCACCCCCAAGGCCCUGCUGCAUUUCAACAGCAUUUGCCGGAACCUCAAGUCCAUUGUGGUCCAGAUCGGGAUCGCUGAUUAUUUCAAAGAGCCCAGCAGCCCUGAGGCACAGACACUGUUUGAGGACAUGGUGACAAAGCUUCAGGCCCUGCGGCGGAGGCCUGGAUUCUCCAAGAUCCUGCACGUAAAGGUGGAAGGUGGCUGCUAACCCGGGUGUGGGGGCAGCAGGGCCCCCGCCAGCCCCACAUCAGGGCACACCUUGGACCUCGGGAGGGACUCGGCUUCAGAUCGGACCCUCGGAGGCCUUGUGUUCUCCCCGACUUCCUGGGAAGGGACUGACAGUUUCCUAUCCUCCCUGGACUGAGGAACAGCAGACCUCCCACCUCCUGCACUGCCAGUCCCUGGCAGGGGCUCUGACAUGGGCUGGCUGCUGACCCCCAGCUGGAGCCCGAACUGAGAGAAGCUGAACCAUCACCAGCGCCACAUCAUCGUUGGGGACACCUGCAAUAACCACCAGGGGCUCCCUGUCCCUUCAGGCAGCCCCUGCACCCCCGGGUCCUGUCUCCUGUCAGGUCAGAGGGUGCCUGCCUACAAGGCAGCUCAGACUUGGCAUGCAGGGCUCUUCCGCCCUCAGGUCUCGGGGGCACCGCCUUCAGACAGCCCACCUAGGCUCUGAUCCAUGCUGUCCAGCAUGUGGUCGGCUGAGAGCUGAGACAGGGAUGCAGUGGGCAUGGAACACGAGGGGGGUGGGUUUGGAAGGGCAGACCCUCUUCCCAGGAUAUUCAGACCACCUUUCCCGGGGUAGAAUGUUUAAGAGUGUUUCUGUAAGCAAGGACCAGAGAUGCCCGCCCUGCACCCACCCACCGCAGGGCUCCAGGCAGAGCCCUCGGGUGCAUGAUGCUCACCCCCAGCCCUGGGGUCCCUUAUCAGCCCUGAGAGGUUUUUCCUGUCCCCAUGGAGUAUCCUCCUCACCCAGGUGCUUGGGCAGGAGUCUAAUGGUCCCCAAGGCUGUCUGGGAGGGUAGGCCAGUGCAGGGGAGCGGAAGAGACUGGGAGGAGAGGGGCGUGGCUUGUCCCUGACUAGCUAGCUUGGUUGAAGAUGCUGGGGCCAAGGAGAGAAAGACCCGCCACAGUGGACUCGCCCCCCUCCUCAGCCGUGGGGUUUUCCUGCCUGGGGCUGAGCUGGGACUUCAAGCCAGAAUGUGAAUGGGGCUUCUCCCUGCUUCCUGCACAAUUCCCAAAGGACCAGGCCCCGAAGACUCAAGUGUGCCCCAUUGCCUCUCUCAGAACUCCCACGACGGCUCAGAGACCAUGAGUCCUGCCAACCUUGAUUCGGGAAGUUCUUCCAAACAUCUAACCAACUCCGUCUUGGGGUUUCCUUCUCUCCUAUGCAGGACUGGCUCCUGGCCCUGGCCCCGGAGCUGCAUGGUCCCAGCUGGGGCCGGGGCCGGGGCCGGGGCCCUCUCCCUUCCCAGGCUUUCUCCACCACAGCUUGGCUUGGACAUGGAGACCAGCCCUGAGUUCCCUUGCAAUGUGUGCCCCAGGGUGGGGAACCCACGGGCCUACCCGGCUGGCUCUGCUCCUAGGCUUGGCGUCAUGUGCUCAGUGUGUCCUGGGGCUUGUGCUGUCCCUGACCAUCCGAAGACCCAGAGUGCAGUGGGUGUCAUGCUGACAAGUCCGUCUAGUUCGGCAUGGUGGCUGUGUGGCGCUCCGCCUCUACCCCCGAGCCCUCAAGCAGCUGGGUCCAUCAGCUCCCAUCUCCCCGGCCUGCUCUCCAGGAGUCAUGGGAAGAGCACAACCUUGGGGGGCGGGGCGGCACUGGAGGAGAGGGGCAGGUUACAGUGACCUGUUCUGCUGUGUGUGUCUUGCCAGCUGCAGCUCCCGUAGGCCCUGGUCCCUGUGAUCCCAGGACCAGAGGUAAUGCCUUUCAAUCUCUUGGACAAGCACAAAGGAGUGCCCAUGUGGUCUGACAGUAGCUCCCCACCCCGCCCCCGCCCCCAACUUCCAUCCAUCCAGACUGGGCAGUUUCUCACUGGAAUGCCUGGCAUCUACCCUGAGACAGUCAGGAGGGACUGGGCAGUCAGUGGGAAAUGGUAAUGCAGUUCCCUCGUUCCCUCACUCCAUUUGCAGCUGGUCAGUGUCUCACUGCACACCUGCCCUGGGGACUGACGGGCAUGCGCCCUGACCUGCAUGCAUGCCCCAGCACUGGCAACUUGGCAGUACCCCAACCCUAACAGCAACCUAACGCUAUCCCUUGUCUCAGGGGAGAUGAGUGCGAGCUUUUGCUGGUUUGCUAAGAGACUCCACUAUGCAGUUCCUUCACGGGCAGGGCUAUAGGGCCAGACUAUCCCUAGAAGCUCCUCACCCCCCUCCCCCCACUCCACCUCCCCCAGGUAGCCCUCUCUUCCAUGUCUCAGCCCUAAGAGGCAAAGAGGACCAAGGUAGGAGUCACCAGACUUGCCCUAGCACCAGACUUCACGUUUGCUUGGGGUAUAUUUCGACGGGGCUUCAGACUGCUUUCCCCCCAGCUCUGACCGGAAGCCAGGGAGAGGCUGUGCUCACAGCAUCCUGGUGAGGGAGUGGGCUCCCCUGAGUGGGCCCUCGAGUGUGGGAGGAGCUGCAGAUAGUGGAACCAGCUCCUCGGGAACAGCUUCGGAAAAGGGUUCUUCCCAAGCUCUGUGGCCCUGAGCUUCAACCCGUCCCUUGCCUACGGGGGCCCCCAGCCUGGUCACACAUACUCGAGGCCAUAUGUGGGGAGCUGCCCAGGCCCCAACUCCCCUCAAAGGCGCUAAGUGGUGGGAGACCUUCCCUGAGUAACUAUUGGUGCCAAAGACCCAGUUCCCAGGGGACUUGGGGUAAAAGCAGGACAGGGUGAAGGGGGUGCAGGGCCUUAGUGCCCAGAGACAUUCUCUGGGACCAGAGGGGCCUGCCCAUUUGUCAGUCUGUGAUGAGUGCCCUUCCCUCCCUGGUGGCCUUGUCCCCGGCCUGCGUUUCUGUAUAUAGCGCUGUGUACUGUUGUGUAUGUGUGUAUUUAUUCCUGGUCAGGUGUGUGCAUCUGCAGCCUUGCUUAAGGAUAAGGUUGAGCAUCGAGUGAAGGUCAGAGUACUAGGGCCAACCAGCCCUGGGGGAUCCCUGCCAGUCCCUGAUCAGCAGGCCUCUGGCCACCAUGGCUCCAGGGAGGUUUGGCCUGAGUCAGUCUCCUCAGCCUUGGUUCUUGCCCUGGAAGGGGCCUGUCUUCAGGCUCUGAGAGGCCCAAGGUCACCAAGGCCUGGCCUUGUGGAUGGUGAUGGUGGGCUUGGCUUAGGUGGGCACUGCUGGUGGAGACCUCAACUGUCCCCAGGCCCUGCCUUCCCCGAACAGCCAGGCGCUGAGUGAGAGGGAGCUUUACCACUAAGCACAUCACGCAGAGGGGUGGGUGGAGAGCUUUCUUGACUUUAUUUUUCUGUACAUUACUGAAGUGGUGCCUGUACCUCCAGCCCCCAGGGGGCCCUCCCUGGCCCCACUUCUCUGCCCUACCCAGGCAUUGCCAGCCCAGCACUUUGUCCCAGUCACCCAUAGAUGCCCUUGCUGAAUGUACCCGAGUGUAUGUAUUCAAAGGAGCUUGUGGGCAUCCGAAUUCAUGGCUCUGUAUCCAAUAAAAGAUGGUGAAGCUGGAGUAUUAUCCGACCCAGAGAAA